CUUCGCAGAACGGAGCCGUUGAACUGAUGCGCCAUCAAACAGAACUCGCGUGCGACUCGGGUGCCAACACUGCCAUCACUGUGAUAGGUCAGUUCAGGUUAAGCGUGAGCUGAAAACGCUGCAAGUUUGAUGCAUGCAAGAGAAGGAGGAUGGCAUUAGCUCUGAGCCAGGCUCAGCCUCAGGGCAGUGGCGCUUUCUUGUGCUAGCAGGCGGAGUUUCAGCUAGGGUCUGCGAUUGAUAGGCAAUUGAUAUCCAUGAGGGAUGCCUAGUGUGAUCAGCUGCAGCGGAGUAUCCAGAUUGCUGUGGAGUAGGGGCACCAAAGCUGUUCAUUGAAUUGUGUCAUCAUGGCAAGAGGCCGGCCUCAUGGUCGGUCCAAGUCUGAUCAUAGGAUUUGUCAGGCUGCUCGAUACGAGCGCGCUGCUGAGUAUAGGGAGAGGAUAAGCAUCAGCGCUGAGAAGCAGGAGGCGUGCAUCGCUGCCAUGAACGCUGGUUGCGAUGUUCAAGAUGCCCCUCGUAGGCGACGGGGCCAGAAGAGUAGGGUUCUGAAGAAUGAGGCAUGGGCUGCUCGUGGGUCAGCUCGGAGCCGUUCUUGCAAAGCGCCCGGAAGUGCAACGAAGAGAGCAAAGCAGCCCCUUGCGAAAUUGCUCGGCAAAGCUUUGGGAACAGACCCACAUACUCUUCAUUGUCGUGAGUGCGGCGCCACCGCGGCGUUUGGGCUCCGAGGAAGCAAGGAUGGGGGAGAUCUCAAGUACUUUUGCGCAGAGCAUCUCAAUUCCAAUGGCUGUUUCCGCGUGGACAAAGACCGCGCAGCAUGGGCACAGAACCGGGCUGAACAUUGGGGCUUGAAAGCAGAGGUCGCCCGGCUCGAAGAGGAGCUGCGGCAAUUGGGAAAAGCCUCACCUGCUGUAGAACAGACUGAAGAGUCAAUUGAGCGCCCACCGCUGCCGACGGCUUGGAACCAGUCUUGGCAAGAUGCGGUGCACUGGGAUCUGACGCCGAAGAGCAGUUCCCUCAUAGCGAAGCUCCUGAUGAUUGGUGGUGUCGAGAAGAAUCCCGGGCCUGCACCUGUGCCUGACGCUGCAGUCAGCAAGGACAAGGGAGACCCUGCUGACAAGGGCGAGACCAUGCCAAGACGAGACGCCAGCUCCGGUGGGCCACUCAUCGCGGUGCCCCGUUGGGAGGAGGUUCACAAUACCAGCGCGCGGUCAUUGGAAGUCCAGCGAGUAUCCUUGUUCGAACAGUGGAGGACGGAGAGACGGCUGAGCGAGCAGAUCUCGAGCGCGAAAGAGGGAUGGCAAGGGGCGGACGGAGCGGCGGGAGCGGAAUGGGCGGAAGGGGCGGAAGGGGCGGACAACCCGGCUGCGGCGGACGAGAGCGUCCAAGAUGCGAUUUCCAGGGGCAGGAGGAUUCGUGAGCAGAGCGACCUGCCCCGUGAGCCCGAGGAACAGAUUGGCAGCCCGUUCGCAAGUGCGACCAGUCUAGAUCUCGACCACUCUGGCAUGUCCGAGGAUGUGCCCUUUGGGCAGCCGCUCUCCGAAAUUGAGAGCGGCCCUGCAACGGGCCUCGAAGCAGCCGAAAAGCUCCAGGCUCCGGCGUCACUUGAAGGCCGCGCUGGCGAGUCGGGGAGGGUCGUGGGCCUGAAAAGGUCUUCCGUCUGGAGGAGCCCUCGGGUCAGCGCCAACUCUCGUGCGAGGGGCUCCGCGGCUGAAGUUCCGAGCUUGGCAGCAUCGGGACUUCUCCGCCUCGAUGGGUCGAGCGAGACACUAGGGGCCGUCGUCGCUUCGACGGAGGCUGCUGACCAGACUCCCAUGCUAGAUGACCCGUCAUCGAACACGGAGUCGUUGCCGGCUGCCCCUAUGGAUCCGGACGAUGCCUCUGUCUCAAUCGGGGACACCUCCGACGAGUCAGAGUCAGAGGAAGAGCCAACUUCUGAGGACGACCGCGGCAUCGAUGACUCUCUUCAGCCGAGCGCCGACGAUGUCAACCUUUAUCAGGCCAUGGAGCAGGAGCAGCAGCAGGCUAGGGACGCGCCGGAGUCAUUGGACGCAGCGUUUGCGGGCAUGCGAAUGGAAGCAGAGCAGAGGCGCCAGCGCGAAGAGGGGGCGGACGGUGGGUCAUCGAUGGUGCUCUCCCAGGACCUUGUUGCUGUGCCCGAGCCAGCGGUGCACUCGGACACUCUGAGCGGGAACGAGGUUUUCAGAAAGGACGAGUUCCGCGUGAUGCGGGUUCAUAGCUACGGCACCAAUUGCUUCCACCAGACCGGAAAGAACCCAAGGGGCCGCUUCCCCGGCCCCAAGUUCUUCAUGCAGCAAGAGGCUGCGCUCCUCAACCACGGGGUGCAAGUGGCGCUCCACAAGUGGUCGGGCAAGCGAACACCGGCAGGGGUUCCUAUUGGGUGGCGAAGCUUCGCCUCGUAUCCCGACUGGGAGACGGCCCAAAGACACCUCCGAGCGGCCCAUCAUGGGUCGGUCAACGAGAUUAUCCAGCACGGGAAGCCGUGCAAGCCGUACCUCGACCUUGACGGAAAGGAUGGGCUCCCCUUUAGGCCCGAUAUGAGGCAAACAGACGUGGCGGGGGCGGAAACUGAGGGGCAGCAAAGGAACCCGGAAGUUCCGGGUGGGGUGAGUGGUGAGAGUGGGGCGGAAGUGGGGGCACAGCCGGGGGGUGAGGGGGCCGGAGAGCGUUAUACGGCGGCAGAGGUGAUCGAGAUAGUCGAAGAGUGGUCUGAGAUUGUCUUUGGAGAGUGCUACAACGUUCAGCUCAAGCGACCGAGCAGCUUUGUCUGGAUGGAGAGUGGGGGCCAGUCGAAGUUCAGCUUGCAUCUGACAAUCAACCACCUUGAUCCCCGCCAGCUCAUUUUUGGGGCCAAUUCGGAGGGCGCUCUACACUUUGCGACGCGCCUCAAGAAACGGCUGCAACCCUGGCACCCAAGAGUUGCCUCGCUCAUCGACUUGAACGUGUACACGAAGGACAGGGAAUGGCGCACCCCCGGUAGCGCCAAGAUUGAGAAGCCGGAGAGCGUGCUCACCUUCGUGAACCCCGCGCACACUUGGAAAGACGCUCUGAUUACGUGGCUGGAACCUCCGGAGGCCCAUGAGGAGAUUAAGCUGCCUUUCCAGCUUCCCAGUCGACUCCACGAAAGGUUCAAAAAUCCUCGAAUAAUGUCCGAAAGGGGAACAGAGCGGAGCUCAGGAAACGACGAUUUUGUCAAAGCCCGCAUGCUGGUGUUGCUGAAGGAGCGGCUGCACCCGACUGCCUACGAGGAGGGCCCCCGGUUCAACUACACUGAUCGAUCCGAGCCUUGCUACACCGGCCGGGUCCAUGAGAACCACCAGAAUCUGACGUGUCAUUUGAACCCAAACGGCAAGAUCUAUGCCCUCUGCUUUAGCACAAAUGUCGGGGAUUCGGAAGCCCCCUGUGUCAGCACGGCCUUCUGCCUCGGGGAGCUGUUUGAGGACAACAUCACCUACGAGUCUGGUGCCGUCAGCGUUGACAUGCAGUAUCUGCAGCGGGAUCCUGAGGCGUCGAACCGCGAGCUUCUGGCUGCCGUGGCUCAGGGGGAGAGGGUGGCGACGGAUGCGCUGAAACUGAACACAGUGCUGAACGAGUGGCUCGCAGGAGAUUUUCCCGGCUCAGCCAAGGAUCUGAAGAAGCGCUUCCCUGAGACUGCGAACUACCUGGAUCUCAAAGCCGACUAUAAGGACGAGUGGUUCCCUGAUCCUAACUGUCGCACCAACCUCUUAACGGCACUCCAGAACCGGGACAAGUUCCCCCAGAUUGUCGUUCAGGUGGAUAGCCUCCUCAACCUACGUCCUCAUGGCAUUGGCGAGGUCGCCCCCUUCGACCUCGUCAUUCUCGAUGAGGUGGCCAGCAUUCUGGCGCACCUGUCUUCCGCAACCUUGCGAAGCGGCCUGCAGACCGGGGAGCUCUUUUGCGAAAUCGUGAAGAACGCCAAGCGCGUCCUGGCGAUGGAUGAUGGGUACGGCCAGCGGGAGCACGAAUUCUUCCAGCUGGCGGGGGUGCCGGGGAAGCUCGUCAUCAACUGGAGGCGGGCAGCGGUGCCGUUGACGUUCCGCGUCUGCCAGGAGGAAGCGCGCUGGCUGGACCGCAUCGUUGCUGAUUUGUCGGCCAAUAGAAACGUCGUCGUCGUCAGCAUGUCAGCCCGGGUGUUGGACAGGAUCCGCGACCGUGUCACUUCGCACGAAGCUGGGCUCGGGCUAGCGGACGACGACAUCCUCGUCCACAGGGCAAUGAGCGGUGGUGAAAACGCAGCUCUUCUCGAGAACGUCAGUGUCAACUGGAGGGUCCGACUGCUGAUGUACAGCCCUUCGGUUGAGGCGGGCGUGAAUUUCGAUGAGGACUGGUUUUACAGCAAGUACCUCUACAUGUGCAAGAAGAGCACGACCGCGCGGGCUGUCUGGCAGGCGUCCCUGAGGGUCCGGCGCACGGAGAGCGCCCUCGUGUACUGCUUUGUGCAGCAAGGCAUCUCUAUCCGGCUUGACUGCGCGCAGGAGAUUCCUGCCGAUCACUUGCAGAGGACGUCUUCGUUGCCGCCAGGUCCGGAUGAUGAAGCUGGCGAGGGGGGUACCUCUGAGGUACGCCUCGAUCAGCAAGUCGCCGUUGAGUCGCCUCUAGAGGCCUCCCAGGACUUAUCGCCCCCGGCUGAGACUGGAUCCGCGGACCAACAGAUUCCGUCCAAGAAAACGAAGCCCAAGGCGCGCCCCCCUGGUUUCUUUGUCCCACCGCGACGUGUGACGACCGCAGAGACACUUCAGUUCCUUCAAGCUUGCAAUGCCCAGGUGGCGGUCGCCUGGCGUCGCGUGUUGUCGCGAUCUGAGAACGGACCAGCGGCUGUCCGUUUGGUCGAAGAUGGGCCUCUUUUCCGCACGCUGGCGCACACCGAGGCCGAGCGGCGCAAUUCGGACGCCCGUUUGCUUCACGAGUUCCAGUUGCAGGUUGCAAAAGCUGGUCAUGUGGUGGAAGUGGAGCCGUACGAGGAGCCCGCUGAAAAGCGCAAGCGCAAAGGUCCGGGCCUCAGUGCAGAAGCGUACAGCGUCCUCGAAGCCAGGCUGCUGGGGUACGAGGAGUAUCAGAUUCUGAAGGAGCGCAGGGACGUCAAGCGGGACAGGGGGACGGAAUCGGUGGAGGUCAACAAGUACGAAGCUUGCGCAUUCUACGGGCUCAAGGAGCUUAGCGAAUCCUUCCUUCUACAGAAAGUGGUCGAUUACAAGACCCCCUUCUCUGAGCCCCUGCUGUUUCUGCUUAAAGUAUUGCUUCAUGGUCGAUUCCUCGACCCCGAAGCGGUUGGCCGUAAGGGUCAGGAGAUUGUGAGGGUCGAGAUCGCGCAAGAACUCAUCAAGGAUCUGGGCUUCAAGCACGCGUUCGAUAGGUCCUUUACCCCUUCGCUUUUAAAGGGAGGCUUGAUGAAGAAGCUGAUGGAGUCUCGGCUUUUCAAGGGACGGCAAGUAUACAGUGGGGGUAAGGCGUCUCUGGCAGAACAGUCUCCUGCGCAAAUGUUCCAGAUCGAACUGCCAAAGCCCGAGCCUGGGUGCGAUCAUCUGCUACCCGGACAGAUCAAAAAGGUGGUCGAUGCCGUGUUACGACAGAUGGGCCUCAGGCUGGACGGCGCGGUGGAGGUUUCUCGCGGUGCAAGGCGUGGGAAGGGGAAGAACUACGAGUCUAGCUCUGGGAAGAACGACUACAAGUAUAGGCUGCACGAAAAGAGUAUUCAGCGAAUGGCAAAGCUCGUAAAGCUGCAGUUUCGAGAGGUUCCCCGCGUCUGGCGCUGCCGGAUGGAUCUUCUUCCGGCAGUGCGCGAUUUUCUGGACGAGGUAGAUGCCAGCGAGUUUGACAAUCUGCUACGUAGGCCGUCUGGUCUUCCCAUGCUUGCUCACCUAGGCCCGCCAGAGGUUGACGGAGAGAUUGACUUUGGUUCGAGGUGCAUGAUAGUUCCGCGGCCCCGCAACGAUCGGUCCGCCUAAAGUGAGCACUCUGUAUACUGAAGACCUAGCUUUUGUGUGUAUAUGUUGACG
This is a messenger RNA of Klebsormidium nitens, 6032 nucleotides long. The record is from the annotation of a GenBank genome assembly. Lineage: Eukaryota; Viridiplantae; Streptophyta; Klebsormidiophyceae; Klebsormidiales; Klebsormidiaceae.